Pseudoliparis swirei is the source of this 3332-nucleotide messenger RNA. RefSeq names its product AMP deaminase 2-like. Gene Ontology annotation, molecular function: AMP deaminase activity. The transcript has 18 exons. Gene Ontology annotation, biological process: AMP metabolic process; IMP salvage. The coding region runs from base 16 to 2715 and encodes 899 amino acids. Gene Ontology annotation, cellular component: cytosol. The record is from RefSeq and is a predicted model, not a curated record. NCBI's taxonomy places the organism in Eukaryota, Metazoa, Chordata, Actinopteri, Perciformes, Liparidae.
UCGUCGCUGUGCGGCAUGCCUGCCGACCUGCGGCUGGCUAAGAGGAGGAGCCAACUCUGCAGAGGAGCUUCUCCCUGCCCAGUAUGGGUCCCGCCGCCCCACUGCCCCACCAUGAGACAGAGCUCCAGCGUCAGCGCUCCUUUCUCCCUCUGCUGGCCACUGCGCAGCUCUGACUCACUUUGCUCCAGCAGUAACAGGAGCACAGGCAGCAAGAUGUCAUCCUCUUCCUCCACCUCCUCUUCCAACAAUGAUGGACAAGGGAAGCCUAAACCGAAAUCCCCGCUUCGUAAGGGGGGGAGCCUGCAGAGCACCACCAGCCCCGACCUGUGUGGUGCAUCGGUGCCCAAACCCCUCAAGCCCCAGAGAUCACUUCCAGAGACGCCUGUUUCUCUCACACACAAUCCAAUCGACCUGCGAACAUCCAUGGAUGAAAAAUACAAAGAGAUUGCCGAGGAGCUGUUCACACGCAGCAUGGCAGAGAGUGAGAUGCGAAGUGCACCGUAUGAGUUUCCAGAGGACAGCCCCAUCGAACAGCUUGAGGAGCGACGGCACCGCCUAGAGAGGCAAAUCAGCCAGGACAUUAAGCUUGAGCCAGAGAUUUUGCUCCGUGCCAAACAGGACUUCAUGAAAAUCGACAGUGACGCAGACCUGGAGUUAUUGCAGGAGAAUAGUUUGGACACUGUUAAUGAUGGCUUCAGGGAAAGGGCUUUGCCAAUGGAGAGAGAAUACCAGCGGGUGUCAAUAUCUGGAGAGGAAAAGUGCGGGGUGCCAUUCAUUGACCUGGUAGAUGCUGCGAAGUGUGUGGUGAAGGCAUUAUUCAUACGGGAGAAGUACAUCAAGCGAUCCAUGCAAUCCUUCUGUAAGACCACAGCUCAAGCCUUGCUGGACCUCGGGAUGAAGCCUCUGGAUCUGACCGACUAUGACGAUAUAGCAGAGACCCCUGUAGAUGCUGAUGCCCCCGUUCACCCACCUGUCUCAAAGACACACCCCUAUGACAACGACCCCAAGAAUAUGCCGGCAGACACAGGAUAUGGUUGCAAGAUGGUGGGUGGAGUUGUCCACGUUUACACGAAAAAAACCAACAUGGACAAAAGCACAGAACUGGACCUGCCCUAUCCUGACCUGACGGAGUAUAUUGAAGACACAAAUGUUAUGAUGGCCCUCAUCAUCAACGGCCCCGUGAAGUCUUUCUGCUACCGCCGCCUGCAGUUCCUGAGCUCUAAAUUCCAGAUGCACAUCCUCCUGAAUGAGAUGAAGGAGCUGGCAGCUCAGAAGAAAGUUCCACAUCGAGACUUCUACAACAUACGGAAGGUGGACACACACAUUCAUGCAUCAUCCUGCAUGAAUCAGAAGCACCUGCUGCGAUUCAUCAAGAGAUCCAUGAAGAAGUACCCGGGGGAUAUUGUUCACAUUGAGCGUGGCCAUGGCCAGACCCUCAAGGAGGUGUUUGAGACCAUGAACUUGACGGCCUUUGAUCUGAGUGUAGACACUCUCGACAUGCAUGCGGACCGUAACACGUUCCAUCGGUUUGACAAGUUCAACGCCAAAUACAACCCCAUCGGAGAAUCCAUCCUGAGAGAGAUCUUCAUUAAGACGGACAACUGCAUUGAAGGGAAAUACUUUGCACACAUCAUCAAGGAGGUGAUGUUUGACCUGGAGGAGAGUAAGUACCAGAACUCUGAGCUCCGCCUGUCCAUCUACGGGCGCUCCAGGGAUGAAUGGGAUAAACUGGCUCAGUGGGCCAUCAAACAUCGCGUGUACUCUGAUAAUGUGCGCUGGCUUAUCCAGGUGCCCCGUCUUUUUGAUGUUUACCGAACAAAGAAGCAGCUGGCUAAUUUCCAGGAGAUGUUGGAGAACAUCUUCAUGCCUCUGUUUGAAGUCACGAUCGACCCGCGCAGUCAUCCUGAGCUGUAUCUCUUCCUGGAGCACGUGGUCGGCUUCGACAGCGUGGACGACGAGUCCAAACCUGAGCAGCUCAUCUUCAAUCUGGACAGCGCGCUGCCAGAAAACUGGACAGAAGAAGACAACCCACCUUACUCGUACUACCUGUACUACACCUAUGCCAACAUGACGGUGCUCAACCACCUGCGCAGGCAGAGUGGCUUUCACAUGUUUGUGCUGCGACCUCACUGUGGGGAGGCGGGGCCGAUCCACCACCUGGUGUCAGGUUUCAUGUUGUCAGAGAACAUCUCCCACGGACUGCUGCUCAGAAAGGCCCCGGUGCUCCAGUAUCUUUUCUACCUGGCUCAAAUUGGCAUCGCCAUGUCACCACUGAGCAACAACAGCCUGUUUCUCAGUUACCAUCGCAACCCGCUGCCAGAGUACCUGUCAAGAGGCCUCGUGAUCUCUCUGUCCACUGAUGAUCCUCUUCAGUUCCACUUCACCAAGGAGCCUCUGAUGGAGGAGUACAGCAUCGCUACUCAGGUGUGGAAACUAAGUUCCUGUGACAUGUGUGAGCUGGCGAGAAACAGUGUCCUCAUGAGUGGGUUUUCACACAAGGCCAAAAGCUACUGGCUGGGCCCCACCUAUUCUCAGGAGGGUCCUGUGAGCAACGACAUCCGUCGUACCAACGUCCCUGAUAUCCGCGUGGUGUACCGCAGCGAGACGCUCUCCGAGGAGCUUCAGCUCAUCACUCAAGCUGUGCACACUGAACAGCUGGACACCAUCGAUGAGGAGGACUCUCUGUCCAUGGGCUCUCUCCCGAGAAAACGCUGACGGCGCAAUAGCCAGGGCUUGUCCGGUGAAUCCUCAACUCCGUGGUCCACCCAGCAUGACGCUGAAGAGACGUGGUGUGAGGGUCAUUCACCACCAACCAUCACUAUAGAAGUAUGCCGCACCCACAGCUACACAGCGACCAAAAAGUCAAGGAUACAGAGCUGCCAGAGCAGCACAGCUUCUACAUUGUUCCAUUUCUUGUGUUUGAAUUGUUUUUAGGUUUCAGGAAAGGACUUUAACCCCAUAUUGUUAAAGUUCCAAUUGCAUAGUCAGUGUUGUCCCCAGAUACUUUUUAUAACCUGUUUCUUAAGGAAGGUUAGCAGAGAUGUCCACCACCGGGGAUUCUUGUGAAUGAAAAGCAGAGAAACACUCGCCAGAGACGCCUUAAGGCAAUAUUGUCUUUAUUUCUUAGUCCAUGACUCCAUCCUGUCCUUCCAAAAGCCAUCAGAUGAUCCCAGUGAGCGCCAUGUUAUAAUUCACCUGCCACAUUAUGUAGCAUGAAGUGUUUCUGUAGUAUCUGUGUACUACAGAAACAUUGACCACCAGCACAUUGAAACUUGCUUCACUGCUCUGAACGUUUCUUAUCUUCCACAAUAAAGGCAUGCUGCUUAACUGAA